Gaeumannomyces tritici R3-111a-1 is the source of this 1804-nucleotide messenger RNA. RefSeq lists its product as hypothetical. The coding region runs from base 421 to 852 and encodes 143 amino acids. The transcript has a single exon. NCBI's taxonomy places the organism in Eukaryota, Fungi, Ascomycota, Sordariomycetes, Magnaporthales, Magnaporthaceae. The record is from RefSeq and is a predicted model, not a curated record.
CUUGCCCAUUGGGUACCUGCGGAUACAGGCCCUGGUGCAGAACUGCCUGCCUGCCUGCUCUCCAAACGUCGAUAUACAAAAGAUGCAGCUUCGCCUUCCCAACUUCUGCCUCUCCGACUUGGCCCUCCCCAUCUCACCACCUCAUACACGCUGCCACCGGUCUGGAUCUUGGUUCGGCACUGCCUUUUCUCUCACAGCAAAGACUCACUCGAACGCAAUUGGAACCUCAAAAGCUUUUUAAUCGCCCUGAUUCCCAGCCAUAUACCGCCUGUUCACACAGUCGACCCCAUACCACCUUUUUUUCUUCUCGACACAUUCGACAGAAGUCAACGGCCAGCAACCCGCGCAGCCCGCUCUUUGCCAACCACAAACAAACCACAAACACCAUCGACCCCGCGUCGAACACACACAACCGACACAAUGGCUCUCGACAUCCAGUGGGACCACCAGUUCUGCCUGGCCUGUGACAAGCAGACAGACGGUGCCACCUACUGCUCAGAGUCCUGCCGCCUGGCCGACUACGAGAAGACGUCCUCCGCCGCCAGCUCGGGCGCGAGCUCACCAGCACUUCCCGGUCCGCACCACGCCUGGGGCUCCUCGAGCUCCUCGUCUCACGCCUCUGGCCUCUACCUCUCGCCCGCCCUCGACUUCCUCUCCCAGUCCUCGGCCCGGUCCUCGGCCCGCCCGCUCUCACCCUCGAGCUCCCACUCCAGCCUGUCCUCCAUGGGCAGCAGCAACGCCGCGAGGGCAUCCAACGAAGCGCACCAGCUCUCCGAGAAGGCCAGGAGGGAGCUCCGGGCCUACGCCAGCACCUUUGAGCAGGUUCGGUUGCAACGCCGCCGGUCAUACUAAACACACCCCACAUAUACACACAUACACAAUACACACGAUGACGCCGCGAUCGCUCUCGAGGUCCUAUUUCACCCUACGAGGCCAUUGAUGGCAACAUCACCUACUAUUACCAGCUCCCGUCGCGGACACCCACCCUACUCUACGAAACGAACUCCCACCUCAACACGACGUCAACUAAACACAUACUCUUUUUUUUCUUUCCUUUGUUGUAACAAGAAAAUGGGCAUCGCAUCGGAGCACAGCAUCAUCCUCCAAAAAGUUUCUGUUUUUCUAUUCUCUUCUCUGGGUUAUCAAGAUUGGAACGGUUAUCCACCAACACCUUUUCUUCUGUUUCUUUCCUCACGAGGCGUCUCUUUUGGGUCGACCCUCGCGGCCCUCUACACUUGGGGGCCGACAGGAUUCCUUGCUCUUGUAUCAUGAGAUAAACACCUCUGGCGGAGCUACCCAGUAGCCAUGUCUGCCCUUUUUUUUUUCUCCCCGGGCACCAGGAUUGGCUUCUUAUUUUUUCUCUCCUUUAUUUGUUGGGCCCGGGAGAAUGUGCGCAUGGAACACCCGAAUGAUAUCAGCCGCCACAGAUGUGGCUUGGGCAUGGAAUGGCUUAUUUACGGGGAGGGGGUUUUCGGCGUUGGAACCAGGGCGCCACCAUAUGCUGGUGGCUGCCUUUGCUGGACAUUGAGCGCUCUCGCCACCGAGACUCGCUACAAUAUCCGCUGAGGGUUUAUUUUUUUGCCCGUCACACAAGGAAAAGACACUUGUCGACGGCAGUUGGAUAUAAAUAUCUAGAUCUGAGGAGGUUGCGAAGCACUUGCUGCUCGCUUGCGUCUGGGAUCGUCUCAGGCUGGCUAAAAACAAUCAGAAGCACCAAAGUUCUCGCCUCCACGCGCUGUUCCCCAUUUCCCAUCGUCAUUCCAUCCUUCUUGCUCCGACUGCAGAAAUUGCAUCAUAUCUAGGC